AUGGAUGCCUCUCUGAAAUGCUCAGUGAAAGCCGGGACAGCGAAGAUUCCCUUCGCAGUCUCAGAUGACACUGCAGGACUACAGCAGGACCUGUUGAACCGGGUCGAUGUCAGCAAAGUACAAGCCCUUCAAUCUCAAGUGCAAGCGGUACUUCGGGCAGAGAUGAUCAGACUGGCAGAUCUUCGGCAUGUGACCCAGUGGUCGAAAGAUUUGCAGAAGCAGCUGCACCUUGACCACGCAGAUCGUUUAGUGCGCGUUGGCUGGCCGUGUAAAGAGCUAGCAUGCUGUGAACAUGUUCUGCGUAUGGUGGAUGCAUGGGAUGCCUUGCUGGCGCAAGUUCAGGAGCGUAUGAAAGCUCCCAACACUAUGGGGGGACCCAUAUUGCUAAAGCAACUGGCUGAAGCAUGGGCAGCGAUCUCCAAGCUUGAGAAGGCGUAUCAAGAGAUCCAAGAUCGAGCUCGGAGUGCUGCAGGCCUUGUUACUGCCUUUGCAGACCGACUUGCGGCCGACGCUAGGCGAGAGACGGGCUUUGUUGGACUGCGCCAGGGCUUGGCCGCUGUGCUUUCUGACCCAAAGCUUUGCAGCAGCCUGGAAGACCUCGGAGCCGAGCUACCGCCCCUGGAGUCCAGGGCUCACACACGGGUGCCGCGCUUGGGCUAUGAGCCCUCAGAGCUGAGCAAGAAGGACGCAUGCUGGCAAUGCUUGGAGCGUGGUGAGGAAGCGCAGGCCAUGCUUUUGGUGGAAGAGGAAUUGAAAAGCGGACGUGACGGCAGGAGAGGUCGCAGCAUCUUCUUGCUUUCAAUACUGCAUGGGCUUCCAGCAGUAGCUCUUCGAAUCUGGGAGCUGUUCCCUCCCGACGGUGGAUGCCGAGGUGUGGACACAAGCGAGACGACAACUUCAGGAGACACGUUGAUGCACCUCAUCUGUAGGGCAAAGAAGUUCGACAGUCUGCAUGCAGAGUUGGUGUCAAAGCUGUUGAGUUCAACUGGCGGUGCGCCAAUCAUUUGUCAGAAGAAUGAUGAAGGUCAGACGUUCCUGCAUGUUGCAGCAGCACGCCUGAAUUGCAGAGUGCUGGCACAAUGUUUGACGGUCGUUCCGGGCUUGGUUACCCGAAUCGUUGAGCUCGAUUCUUCAGGCCAGACUCCGCUGUUCAUACUGGCACGGCACCUCCAAUGUUUGGGUGGGGUCCCCACAGUCCCCACUGCACCCUCGCGCGACGAAGUUCGAGCAGCAUCCAAGCCCGUGGGCGGUGCAGAGGUGGCACUCGAAGUCGAGGACGAGGUGUCUGGCAAGCUCGUGCGUUGGCUUCUGAGAAUUCCUGCUAUUGCAGACUGGCUGGGGCGGCGGGGUCUGAAAGGAGGGCCAACGCCGGAUGCUGACAGGAGAGCCGAUGUGAGCGGGGCUGGCGGGGACAGAGGCUUUGUGAUGGGAAUGAACUUCCAGCUCAGGCGAGACGGUAGCUGCCUCAAGGCGGCUGCGACUUUGGAAGAUCGUCGUACACUCGUGCAGAGUUCCUUUACAGUACGGAGCCUUAUGUCUUGCAACACAGAUCCUCGGAAGCGCAUGGAUGGCUUGUCAAGUUUGAGGCCUAUGCUGAUCCGCGGUGCGCUGGCAGCAGGUCUUGAUGUGGAACAGCGUCGGUAUGUUUUGUUUAAGAUGCUCACUACGCCUGACGCUUUGGUUUCAGCAGGACAUUCCGAUGACGGCCUCCAAAGGCAGGCGAAGGUGGUGCAGGCAGUGCUUUCGGAGAUGGAGCACCAGAUCCGGCACAUGAAAUCAAGAUCCGACAAUGCUCAUCAUCGGGACGAAGGCCCAAUGGUAUUCGUAAUAACUUCCCCGUGCUUCUGGGUUUGA
Symbiodinium necroappetens is the source of this 1854-nucleotide messenger RNA. NCBI's taxonomy places the organism in Eukaryota, Dinophyceae, Suessiales, Symbiodiniaceae. The record is from the annotation of a GenBank genome assembly.